AUGAGCGACCACACCUUCGACAAGCUUCAACCUAUCUACAGAAAAUCUUCCGAGAUGUCAGCAUGCUGGAACGUUGACAAGCACCAGCCACCAGCAGUGGUCACACUUGAUGACCGACAAAGAGCCACAAUCUGUUCAGCGCAAGUACCAGAACAUUUUGAUCUCGAUGGUGCCACCUCACGUAACCUAUUGGCUAAUCCAGGACAUUCAGUUUCGUCAGGAAACAAUAGCGACGAGCAUGCAGAUGGAGGACAUUUUAAGAUACUUUUGGAACUGUUGGGCGGUGCGGGCGAUCCGAUGUCAAAGCAGCAGCCAACUAUCUAUGUGGUCCCCAAGGAACUUACGAAGAAGCUGGAUUAUAAUCCCCAAGGAGAACAUAUGCCUGUUGCUGUUUGUCUGGGCAGGCCUUACGGUUCUCCGGGAACUCAGCGGAUGGAAAAUUACAAAUGGCGCUGUGUAGGACAGCUCAUCAGGCGGCAGAGGCGCUGCCCCCUCUUGGAGCCUGAGAGGACUGCGGUGCUACUGGACGGAUGUUUGACGAGCAUGGAAGGCCUCCUGCCUCGAAUUCGAGCAUCCUACUCUGAGGACACCUUGAUGAAUAUGGUCGGCUACCCGGACAAGGAUGUUGCCGACCUUAUGUUAAAAGACGGCUGCUUCAUCCUACACCGCUUGCUCAAGUACGCGAUCCGCGCUAAGAUGGAAGAAGCUGGUGGCAGCAGUGAUCAGUUUGUGGACACUGACGAGGACUGGGCUCAGGUUUACGGCAGGUGCUUUGUGUGGCAGCUUGUGACGCGGGACCUGCUGCUGCUUGAGAACCAGAUCCCGUUCUUCGUGAUUCAAGAGCUCUUUCAGCAGCUGAUGAACGAGGACGAGCACGAGGAGCUCCUGGUGACCGGCAGCCUCAGGCUUUUCCGCUCUCUUCGUCCCCAGAUGCUGCAGCGCUGGUCCAUUGAAUGCGACCAGGUGCACCACCUGCUACACCUCUUCUACCUCUCGGUCGGCUUCCCGCCCAACCACCGCCCGCAGCAUUCCGGCCCGCGCCGAGCCGACCAUCUGCUGUCUGAGAUCCCGCAGUGGAUCCCGUGCGCAAAGGAGCUGGAGGAGGCUGGGGUUCGGUUCCGCAAGAGGGAGAAUGCCACGAGCUUCCUGAACGUUACCUUCUCCCUGGCCCGGGGCAUCCUGGAGAUCCCGCAGCUGGAGCUCAACGACUCGAGCGAGUCGCUGUUCCGGAACCUGAUCGCGUUCGAGCAGACCUACCCGGACACCCCGCGAGAUGUCUCCACUUACGCCGUUUUCAUGGACUGCCUCAUCACUUCGGCGGAGGACAUGAGGAUCCUCGAACUGCACGGCGUCCUCGUCAGCCACCUCAGCAGCAGGAGGGUCGCCUGGCAAUUCUUCAGCGACGUCGUCGGGAGGGUGCACUGGUCGACAAACAACUACCUGGUCGGUCUGAUGGACGACGUGAACAGGUACAGGGAGCGCAGGCGGCACAAGUGGCGCAUGGAGCUUGUGCGCAACUACUUCAGCAACCCUUGGGUGGCCAUGUCGGUCUUCGCAGCUCUGCUCCUGCUCGCCAUGUCCGUGCUGCAGACCUUCUUCGCUGUCUAUGCCUACUUCAAGCCUCCCAAGUAA
Messenger RNA from Triticum turgidum subsp. durum (durum wheat), 1632 nucleotides. NCBI's taxonomy places the organism in Eukaryota, Viridiplantae, Streptophyta, Magnoliopsida, Poales, Poaceae. The record is from the annotation of a GenBank genome assembly.